Molecule: messenger RNA, 6088 nt
Organism: Topomyia yanbarensis
Lineage: Eukaryota; Metazoa; Arthropoda; Insecta; Diptera; Culicidae
Gene: yl
Product: putative vitellogenin receptor
Exons: 6
Coding region: 379-5943 (1854 amino acids)
Molecular function (GO): protein binding; calcium ion binding
Source: RefSeq, a predicted model, not a curated record
GGCGGCAGUGUAUAGUUCCAGGACGGACGCGAUCGCCAUUGCCUUUUCUGUUAUUCGCACUUGCAGCCAGAUCGCAUCCAGCGCUGUGCUUUAGUUGUUCCCUUUUGUUUGUUCCGAUUGUUCGUGCAAUGGAACGGCAUCUUUGUUGAUCGUUAUUUUCAGUUACAUUUACCGAUCAUCAGCCCGAUCAUUAUUUUUCCCAUUGAACCCGUACAUGACUAGUUAAGUGUAGACAUUUCCAGUGUAUCGCAAGUAUGUUUGAAAAGUGACCUAGGAAGCAAAUAUUGGUUUUACGUAGCUAACUUUAGAUUUGCUAGGAAACGACAAUAACAUAUUUUAAGGUAGUUAAAAUAAUCCCGCCGCGAUCAGUGACCGAUCAUGUUACGAUCGCGCAGUUCGGUCGUACAAUUGAUCACAAUCGGUAGCGUGAUUUGUGCUGCCUUGGUGGUAGUUGAUGCGGCUCGCAAGGGAUCCAAGAUCACGGUCACCUGCUCGGAGGACGAAUUUCAGUGUGAUAGUGGAGCGUGCAUUCCGAAGGAAGGCCACUGCAACGGAAACAAAGAUUGCUCCGAUGGCAGCGAUGAAGCUGGAUGUGAUUUUUUCCUGUGCCUUAAACCGAUGUGGUACCGCUGUAAGCAUGACAACAGCUGCAUCAGUGCGUCGUUUCUGUGUGACAAGCACGACGAUUGCCCGCUAGGAGAUGAUGAGGAAAACUGCGAAAAUUUUGAGGUACCGCACGUCCCGGUCCCGUGCAGCAAGUAUGAGUUUACCUGCACGGACAAGAUGUGCAUUCCGGUGGAUCUAGUGUGCGACGGAACGGAGCACUGUCUGGACGGAUCGGACGAAACGAUCGGCUGCAUGGAUAUCGAGAGCAAGUGCAAAGGGUUCCUGUGCAAGAACAAACACUGUCUCAAGAGUCACGAUUGGGUGUGCGAUGGGAUCGAUGACUGCGGGGAUGGAUCGGACGAGGAGAAUUGUUUGGCGGCUUGUGAUCUGGAGCACGGGAAGUUCGAGUGUGCGGAUAAUCGGACCUGUAUCGAUUUGAAGCAGCUUUGCGAUGGGAAGGAUGAUUGUGGCGAUCGGAGCGAUGAGGGUGCGUUGUGCAGUUCAAAGGAGUGCGAUGAGUUAAAGUGUCCAGAGGGUUGUCAAAAUACGCCGCAUGGAGCGGUUUGUUUGUGCAAAGUAGGCUUUGUGUUUAGCAGAAAAACAAAAACGUGCGAGGAUAUCAACGAGUGCGAUCGGUACGGGUUGUGCUCGCAGGGUUGCGAAAAUACUCCGGGAUCGUUCAAUUGUACCUGUGUAAGCAAGUUCACGCUGCAAAAAGAUGGACGAACGUGCGAGUUAAGUGAACCCUCGGAGGCUCUGUUACUGUACUCAACACAAAAAUCCAUCGGUGCCUUAUACCUGACCUCCAAACAUCAGUAUUACGUAGCGAAAGAUCUAUCUCAGGUGAUCGGCGUUAGCUACGACGGUAGUCACGUAUAUUGGACGGAUAUUUCCUUCAAAACGGAAUCGAUCGAGCGAGCCGAGGAAGAUGGAAGCAAGCGGGAAUUAUUACUCACUUCCGGUCUAGCAUCACCCGAAGAUCUGGCAUUGGACUGGCUGACUGGAAACAUCUAUUUCAGCGACAGUGGCCAUAUGAUGAUAGCGGUCUGCUCGAACGAUGGAUUCCACUGCAAAAUGUUGAUUCAGGAUAACCUUCAUAAACCGCGAGGGAUCGCUCUACUUCCCCAAAAAGCGAUCAUGUUCUACUCCGAUUGGGGUAAUAAUGCGAUGAUCGGGACCGCCAGUAUGGAUGGAAAAAGUAAGCGGGUUUUGAUCGACACAGACAUUCACUGGCCGAACGGUUUGAGCCUUGACUGGCCGAACGAACGAUUGUAUUGGGUUGACGCAAAACUCAAGAAGAUCGAAAGUGUUCGGCUAGACGGCAGUCAACGACGGACUGUGAUCAGUGAUGUAGUGAAACACCCCUUCUCGAUCUCGGUCUACAACGAUCGACUUUACUGGUCUGAUUGGGAUACCAAGAGUAUUCAGUCGUGCGAUAAGUUCAACGGGAAGGAUCGUAAGACGCUGGUCCAUGAUCGACAGAUCUUCGACGUCCACGUGUACCACUCAAGUAUUCAACCGAAGGGUGAUCAUGCCUGUCUAGGUCACACUUGCUCGCACCUCUGCCUGUUGGCUCCAAACAACAGCUACAGCUGUGCCUGCCCGUACGGAAUGGCUUUGAAACCGGACAAACAUUCCUGCCAGGAGAUGGUAAAACGUCAGUAUUUACUUAUGGGAAUCGGUAACUACCUGGUACGGUUGGACAUUCCGGCAUUCGGUCGACACGAAACUAGCAAAGGUGACGCAUUCCAGUUCACGAUCAGCCGUAUGGUGUUCAACUCCAUAACCGGUGAACUGUUUGUCGCCGACAACAUCCAGAAGGUUAUUUUCACCGUGGAUAUAAAAGCGAAAACCUCCCGCAAGCUCAUCACCACCGGAAUUGGAAACAUUUCCGCGCUAGCCUUCGAUUACCUCGGCAACAAUAUGUACUGGUCGGACAGCGAACGGAGUACGGUUGAAGUUUUCUCCCUGCAAACCCACCAUCGUUCCAUCAUCCAGCACUACCUCGGAACGGAGUUCCCCAUCGGUUUGGCAAUCAUUCCGGAGAUCGGUAAAAUGUUCAUCGCGCUUCGUUCGGCCGAUCCGGAUCCGCAUACUCACAUCGAUCGGCAGGACAUGACGGGGCGGGGUCCCCACAAUCACAUCAUCGAAGAGAAGCUUAGCGGAAACGGGACGUUCAAUUUUGUGGUCGAUCGAGAUCUUCGAUCGGUUUACUGGAACGACAUGGGACUUAGUCGGAUAGAGUUCACCAGCUUCGAGGGAGAUACGCGGCACCUGUUCCGAGAGUAUCUCCGUAUGCCUGUCUCGAUCGCGAUCGUGGAGGAUAAUUUGUUCUGGACUUGUUAUCGAUCGCGGCGUCUGUAUUGGUCCGAUAAGCACAAUCUCGGUUUGACGAAGAAGAUCAACAUCGAAAAGCCACCGUUCGGAAUCUUCCCGGAUGAGAUCGUGCUGUUGGCAAGUCAGCCACUGCAGCGGUACGAUCACCCCUGUCAGAAGCAGAAUGGGGGAUGUUCGCACAUUUGUAUCGCUGCCGGGAUGUAUGCCAGUGCGUGUAUUUGCCCGACGGGAAUGAUCUUUAGUUCGCCGAAGAACACGACCUGUAUCGAUGCGAUCGAUUGUGAGUUCAAGUGCACGAGCGGUGAGUGUCUGACGAUCAGCAAACGAUGCAAUGGGAAUAAGGAUUGCGCCGAUGGUUCGGAUGAGAAGGGCUGCGAUGAACGCGAGAGGACGGCCAGUUUGGAGUGUAGCUUUGAUCAGUUUAUGUGUGCCGAUCGGAGUAAGUGUAUAGAUCAGAAGUUGCGCUGCGAUAAGCAUAAUGACUGCACGGAUCGAUCGGAUGAAAAGAACUGCGAGGGAUAUGAUUCGGGAAAGGGGUGUCACGAGAAUCAGCAUGCCUGUCCGGAUGGGUUGUGCAUUGAUUUGAACGCACUUUGCGAUGGGUUCCCGGAUUGUACGGACGGGUCCGAUGAGAAGGAUUGUACCAAUUUGAACAAUGAAAAGCACAAUGCAACAACGUGUGGACCGCUGAUGUUCCGUUGCAGUUCCGGACAGUGUAUUCCGAAUUGGUGGGAAUGUGAUGGACAUCCGGAUUGUGCUGAUAGUUCCGACGAGCAUGACAAGUGUUUGGCGAAGAGUGAGUGUCCGAAGGGAUUCACGAAGUGUGCGCUUGGUCAUUGUGUUGAAGAUCGGCUGGUGUGCGAUGGGAACAACGACUGCGGGGAUAAUUCGGAUGAGAUGAAUUGUAAGGUGGAGGCGGAACCGUGCGUUGGGUUGGAGGAGGAAAAUCCGACCAAGUUUUUGUGUCCCCGGUCAGGGAAGUGUCUGGAUAUUGCAGUUCGGUGCAAUGGAACUUCGGAGUGUCCCAACGGAGAGGAUGAAGCUGAUUGUACGAAUUGUGGGAUCCAUGAGUUUCAGUGCAAAAAUGGGCAGUGUAUUCGGAAAGAGUGGCAAUGUGAUAAGGAGGUCGACUGCGAUGACGGAAGCGAUGAGGUGGAUUGCGUUAACGGGACGACAGGAAGGGAGAAACAGUUCUAUGUCGCUUGCGGCGAGGGUUCCUUUGAGUGUAACCCAGGAGUCUGCAUCCAGAUGAGUAAAGUUUGUGACGGAAAGAAAGAUUGUGUAGAUGGGAAGGAUGAAGGGAAAGGCUGUGAUAGUGCAUGCUCGAAAAAUCCCUGCGAGCAUAAGUGCAUUAAAACUCCAACUGGACCGGUUUGCGAUUGUCGCGUAGGGUUCACAUUGGCAGGAAACAGAAAAUCUUGCCUGGAUAUCGACGAGUGUGCGGAGAGAAAACCAUGCGCACAAAUUUGUCGCAACACGCGGGGAUCAUUUCGAUGUUCAUGCAACCCUGGAUUCAUGCUUCGGUCUGAUAAAAUCUCCUGUAAAGCGGUAGGACCAAGCCGCUACAUACUCUACACAUCAUACAACCAAAUUCGAAAGCUUGAAGUGCGACCUCCUUCGAUCCGGGUUCUCCUUCAAACCAACGAAUCCAGCAUUACCGACAUGGAUGUUGACGUCCGCCGUCAGAUGCUCUACUAUACCGACGAGUAUAGCCCAGUCAUCUACGAGUACGAUCUUGUUCACAACACCACCCUAGCGCUGCGUAACGUUGGCCACCCGAACCACUUAGCCGUAGACUGGAUCACCGGGAAUUUGUACUUUUUCGAUAAUUCCGAACCUUCCAUCAAGUUGUGUUCAAUUCAGCGGCAAGCGUGCGCCAGACUAAUCACCUUCCCGUCGCAGGUGUUCAUCAAAGCGCUGACCAUCGACCCCAUCAAUCAUGUUCUGUUCUAUGCGCAGAUGCAUUUCUGGAUCUUCGAAAUACCACACUCCAUCAUUUACCGAGCCAAUUUGGAUGGAUCUCAUCAGCAAAUUGUCACAAAAAACGUAGCUCACGUCACCUCGCUAGAGUGUGACACGGAAAAUCGGAUUCUCUACAUGAUCGACAUGAACACAAAAUCGAUCAAAAUGAUCGAUUACGACGGGAAGAAUCUCCGUACCGUGGUCGAGAAACAAACCUUGGCGAUCAAUCGACCGAUCGGUUUCACCGUGUACGAGAACCAAGCUUUGGUUCUGAACAUGGCCUCCUCGACCGUAGGCCAGUGCAAACUGUACGGUGAUUACGAAUGUAAGCUGCUGGAGCUGAACAAGCACAACUCCAACCAGUUGUUGAUCGUACAAGAAUCCCGCCAGCCGAUGGCAGAAAAUAUCUGUGAUGCGAAGAAAAUCAACUGUAGUCUCAUUUGCAUACCAUCUGAAAAUGGUGGAAAAUGUAUCUGUCACAAUGGCGAGCACGUCCGCGAGGGCGACAUAUGUCCUCAAACAUCCCAGGACAUGACGCCCCACAUCACUCCACAUCUGCGAAUUCCAUCCGCUUCACUGGCGAACUCUUCGGCUGGAUCAACCGGUUCGUCCUUCACCAACAUUUUCGUAACCCUGCUGAUAGUAGCUCUGCUGGUAGGAGCCGUCGGUUACUACUACAAACGUCGCUAUAGCCGGAAGUUCAGCGUAGGAAUGCACUUCCACAAUCCGGAGCUGAGUACCUUGGAUGCAGCUCAGGUUAAAAUGUUCCAGGGGCCACCGCCGCGGCUGAACGAAACGGUCACCCAUACGGAGCUGACACUGGAAACUACUCCGCCGUCACGACUCCACGGAGCGAUCGGUGGAUGUGGAGGAUCGUUCAGCGGUGGAACGGAUCCUAGCUUGAGCGAUACCCAAGUCACGGCGCGUCACUUUGACAUCACUACCACGGCGAUCGAGCUGGAAAACAUGUCCGACGCGGACUCGAUGAAGGAUGCGUACUCCUGCGAGGAUGAUCUCCGGCAGAGGUUGAUCAUGUGAUGACCGCGAUGCCCAGGAAGGAUGGUCAUGCGGUUUUGGUUCGUACAAAUGGUUUUUUGUAGUUGUUAGUAUGAUAAGUUUGUAGUGUGUAGCAAUGUUUUGUUAUUUGAUUACGCAAAAUAGAGUUAUCAAUUGUGGAAUGUUC